CUGCCGCUGCAGUUGACAACCGCUAAGGUGGACAUGGACAUUGAAAUCGACAUUCAACUGCUCACAAAUGGCUAUGAUGGCACAACGCUGACAUCGUUCUACAAUGAGAGCAGCUGGACAAACGCCUCCGAAAUGGAUACAAUAGUUGGUGAGGAACCGGAGCCGCUGUCCCUUGUGUCAAUUGUUGUUGUUGGCAUCUUCCUAUCGGUGCUGAUAUUCCUCUCCGUGGCCGGGAACAUUCUCGUCUGCCUGGCCAUCUACACGGAGCGCAGCCUGCGACGCAUCGGCAACCUGUUCCUGGCCUCAUUAGCGAUUGCGGAUCUGUUUGUGGCCUCCCUGGUGAUGACAUUCGCAGGCGUCAACGAUUUGCUGGGAUAUUGGAUCUUUGGAGCGCAAUUUUGUGAUACUUGGGUGGCCUUUGAUGUCAUGUGCUCGACGGCGUCAAUUCUGAACCUGUGCGCUAUAUCAAUGGACCGCUACAUCCACAUCAAGGAUCCGCUCAGAUAUGGCCGCUGGGUGACACGGCGCGUGGCGGUCAUUACCAUCGCCGCCAUUUGGCUGCUGGCCGCAUUCGUCUCGUUUGUGCCAAUCUCCCUGGGCAUCCAUCGGCCCGACCAGCCUAUGAUUUUCGAGGAUAAUGGCAAGAAGUAUCCCACAUGCGCCCUGGACCUCACGCCCACCUAUGCCGUCGUCUCCAGCUGUAUCAGUUUCUACUUGCCCUGUGUGGUCAUGAUUGGCAUCUACUGUCGCUUGUAUUGCUAUGCCCAGAAGCAUGUCAAAUCCAUCAAGGCAGUGACCCGACCUGGCGAGGUGGCCGAGAAACAGCGUUACAAGAGCAUUCGACGCCCCAAGAUGACGCCCAAGAAGUUCAAGGUGCGAAACCUGCACCACAGCUCUCCGUACCACGUCUCGGACCACAAGGCGGCGGUGACUGUUGGCGUCAUCAUGGGCGUGUUCCUCAUCUGCUGGGUGCCCUUCUUCUGCGUGAACAUCACGGCCGCCUUCUGCAAGACCUGCAUCGGCGGACAGACCUUCAAGAUCCUCACCUGGCUGGGCUACUCGAACUCGGCAUUCAACCCGAUCAUCUACUCGAUCUUCAACAAGGAAUUCCGGGACGCCUUCAAGCGUAUCCUGACCAUGCGUAAUCCCUGGUGCUGUGCCCAGGACGUAGGCAACAUCCAUCCGCGGAACAGCGACCGCUUCAUCACCGACUAUGCGUCCAAAAAUGUGGUCGUGAUGAACUCGGGUCGCUCCAGUGCCGAGCUCGAGCAGGUCUCUGCGAUUUGACCAAAAGGCGGCUACAGCGGAGACAGCUGGCUGCCGUGCUGCUACGGCUGCGGCUGUGGCGGCCUCCGCGUGGAUGAUGACGACGACGGAGCACUGACCACGCGCUAUGUUCCAUGAGAU
This is a messenger RNA of Drosophila persimilis, 1407 nucleotides long. It is a transcript of the gene Dop1R1, whose product is annotated as dopamine receptor 1. Gene Ontology annotation, biological process: adenylate cyclase-activating adrenergic receptor signaling pathway. The transcript has 6 exons. NCBI's taxonomy places the organism in Eukaryota, Metazoa, Arthropoda, Insecta, Diptera, Drosophilidae. Gene Ontology annotation, cellular component: membrane. Gene Ontology annotation, molecular function: G protein-coupled receptor activity. Bases 34 to 1287 code for a protein of 417 amino acids. The record is from RefSeq and is a predicted model, not a curated record.